CCAAACGCGCUAAAUUUAUAACCAAAACGACUCAAGUAUGUUCUCAGUUAUAUUGAGAUCAGACCUCCAUUGUAAAGCUUCCCGAUACGUUUUUCUCGACCAAUCUCUCUCUCAAUCAUUCGCUCCCGCUCUUCUGUGCGAUUCGGAAGGGAGAAAAAAAUUAGGGUUUCAUUUUUCUGAAGCGUUUUGUCCUCCAAGAUCGAUCUUCGCUGUUUGCUUUUCAGAAACAUCUGUUUGAGGCACUAGAAAAGAAGAAAUGCUGAUUUUUUUUCCUUCUAAAUGUGAUUUGCUUUCUGAGUUAAGAAUGAAGCCAGGAGCGUCUACUUUGAAUCCAUAUGCAGCAUCAUAUAUACCACUAUCAAAAAGAAAUGCAGGUGAUAAUACUGAAGUUCCUGGAUUGACCUCAAGGGGUGCUAAUGCCCAGAACAGUUAUCAUGGCAAAGCAUCUCAUCACUCUCAUGUCUGUGUCAAUGAGAAGCUAUCUUUGCCCGAAGUUUCUACACUGAAGAGCCACCCUGCUCUAUCAUCACAUAUUCCAAAUGAGAUGAGAGAUAAGCAGAUGGUGGAUAUGGAAUUUGACGUGGACAUGGAAUAUCUUCGGAUGUUGUUCCCUGGUGUAUCCGAUCAAUCCCUCUCUGAUGUAUAUUUGCAUAGUGGCGGUGAUAUGGAUGCCACUAUGGACAUGCUAAACCAUCUUGAGUGUUACUCUGUUGAGUCUUCUGAAAAUCUUCCAGACACUUUGGACAUUGGUGAUGUUGUGGAUUCUGGCUCUUCAGCUGGGUGUUCAUCUUCAAAAUUGAAGAAUGCUGUGGAUGAAGCCAGCGUGUCGUCAUCCGGUCCUUCCGACUUGUAAUUUGAUCUACAUUUUAAGUUUUCUCUCCUUAUACAUUGGGCCUUUUUUUUUUCUCCGGUUUGGUGGAUAUAUGGAUCAUGUCGUCAAGGGAUAACAUUGUGAAUUUUACCGGUUGGUCGUGGGUGUAUAGUUCUUUAGGUUCUUUGGUCCAAAUAUUUUCACCAGCCAUUGGAUAGUUGUUUUUUGUUUGAAGGUUUUAUACUUCAAUACUCCCCCUGAGUGAUUAUCUUGCAGGUUUCAGGUUUUAUGAAA
Messenger RNA from Tripterygium wilfordii, 1105 nucleotides. RefSeq names its product polyadenylate-binding protein-interacting protein 5. Bases 257 to 853 code for a protein of 198 amino acids. Lineage: Eukaryota; Viridiplantae; Streptophyta; Magnoliopsida; Celastrales; Celastraceae. The transcript is spliced from 4 exons. The record is from RefSeq and is a predicted model, not a curated record.